GUAAAUGAUCGUGAACUCUGAGCUGAGGCUACUAUCUCCAUCUGCAGAAAAUACACAUGACACACAUAAUCGCACAGCAAGGCUGAAUGUACAGGCAGGCUAUGCACUGGUGUUAAAUGUCGGGGAAGUGAAACGGACCAGAAAAUCCCCACUAUAGCGUUCCUUGACAAUCUGUCUCCCAUUCACAGUUGCAUUUGUUCAGCUCAACAUGCAAGUGAUGAAUUACAGGUGAUAUCAUCAACCUGACAGCCAACCCUGGUCUUGGAAUGCCUCAGGCACUUCAGCUUUUUCACAUAACCUCGAAGACCAGGGCCCGGUUUUCCAAAAGCAUCUUAAGGCUAAAAACAGCUGCUAACGUUGCGGCUGAAGGCAGAGCGGUGCUGCAGAGGGUUCGGAACCUUGCGGCCCAACCGCGCUAUGGUGAAUGUUGGUCUAAUGCGCUGGAGAAUAUCGACGCGCGUUGCAGAGACUUCACAGUUGAUAUACAGAGUAGGAUUGCGCUACAUUUUACCCACUGUCACCUGCGCAAAUCUGGCCGUACAUUCCCAGCAUGUCCAGAGGGCAGCGAGGUCAGCCACUGUACUAGAACUAUGGACGCUGUGGCCUUCAACGCCUACACGGAAUUCUUCACCCACGCCCACAGCAUCUGUCGACACCUGCAGAGUGAGAGCUGGCAACACCAGGCUGAGGACACCAUCCACAGGCUAACAGAGAGCUCAGCGGGGGUGGUGGAGCGAUUGUCCUCAACCCAGCGUAUGGCUGAGAGCCUAGUGGAGGCCCAGAGCGUCGCCCUCAAGUCACAGGAGACGAUCCUACGCAACGGAGAGGAACUCAAACACACUCUCCACCAUUCUACCCAAGGCAUCAGAGCAGUAUUUGAUGAGAUGAGACUGUCAACCCAGGAGCAACAAGUAGCAUUCGCAGAGAUCUUCAACCGUGUCACUUUCCUCCAGAGUUUCAUCAUGUCAGAGUCUCACACCCUCACCAGUCUACUCUACAACUCACUGGGGUUCCUCGUCUCCUUCUUCCUCACCUCGACACAACGGACUGCUCCAGCCAGGUUUGUUCUGUUUGGUCUGGUAGUGCUGAAUGUGUACCUGGAGAGGAUGCUCUGUAGAGCGGUGCUGGACUCCUCUGAACCAGGCUACCAGCAGAUGGAGCAAAUCAGCCUGUUGGUGGGCCUCCUCAGAAGGGCCAUGGUUCUAGUGGGUCUAUUGGCUCUGGUCUACGUUGCUGUACGGUAUCGUAACGUCACCAAAGAGAGCCUGGAGAUCCUCACCCAACUCAAAGAGACUCGUACAAGUCUUCAGCUGGCCCUGCAGAAAGCGGAGUGUCUCUCUGAGGCGGUGGACAGGAGGCGCAGCGGAGCAAGAGGUCGAAGGUCAGAACAACGGCUCCGUAGUAGGAAGGAGGAUAAGGAAGAAAACGACAGCGCUUCAGAUUUCACAUCAGAGAAACCCUACAUGACUCAAACCUAUGAUGGCUGGCAGUAUGACAGCAGUCACAGCACCCCUGGAGGAGAGGAGACCUCCAACCAGACCUCGACCCAGACCCAACGUACCCUGCCCAGCCCUGCAAGACCUCAGCGUCGCUCCUCUGUCUCUAGACGUGCCCCGUCCUCCCCUUUGGUCUACAGUAUACUGGUGGAGGAUAAGCAGACACGCUACAAUCUGAGGAACCGGAGAUCUUCUGUGUCAGGCCUGGGGACAGACAUGGGCCUGGGGACAGACGGAGAGAGGGACUGACAGACCGACUGAUUUAGAUCAAAGUGUACUCAAACGCUCUUCAGCCUUGGCUAAAGGAAUACUUUUAUGGACUGAGAUGAUUCAUGCUUCAACCUGUGGUUCAUAGCAGUGAAGCAGCUGAUCCCACGAUACAUGUGUUAAAUAUUGGCCAUUUUCAUGACCAUGAAUAUCACUGGUUUUCAGGAAUGUAGUAAUGUAAAACUGUCUCAAUCUUGUGUAUUUUAAGUAAAUAAAGCUUUUAAAAUAUU
Messenger RNA from Oncorhynchus tshawytscha (Chinook salmon), 1993 nucleotides. RefSeq lists its product as uncharacterized. Bases 267 to 1745 code for a protein of 492 amino acids. Lineage: Eukaryota; Metazoa; Chordata; Actinopteri; Salmoniformes; Salmonidae. The record is from RefSeq and is a predicted model, not a curated record. The transcript has 11 exons.